Myotis davidii is the source of this 2080-nucleotide messenger RNA. RefSeq names its product piwi-like RNA-mediated gene silencing 1 (gene PIWIL1). Bases 1 to 1881 code for a protein of 626 amino acids. NCBI's taxonomy places the organism in Eukaryota, Metazoa, Chordata, Mammalia, Chiroptera, Vespertilionidae. Gene Ontology annotation, biological process: regulatory ncRNA-mediated gene silencing. Gene Ontology annotation, molecular function: protein binding; piRNA binding. The record is from RefSeq and is a predicted model, not a curated record. Gene Ontology annotation, cellular component: P granule. The transcript has 16 exons.
AUGGUGGCCGCGUUCCCGCCCUUCACGCUCGCCGUCCACCCCCCCGGACCCCCCGCCCGUGCGGGCCAGCAGCCAGGGUUCAGCCAGCCACGACCCCAGCAGCCCCUGUCGGACCCGGACUUGGUCGGCCGUGGACGCCAGAGAGGACCCGUGGGAGCAACAGCCAAGUCACAAGGUGAAGAGCGAGGAGGUCGCCGCCGAGAUUUCCACGACCUCGGCGUGAACACCAGGCAGAACCUGGACCACGUGAAAGAGUCCAAGACUGGCUCCUCGGGCAUCAUCGUGAGGCUGAGCACCAACCACUUCCGGCUGACGUCGCGGCCGCAGUGGGCGCUGUACCAGUACCACAUCGACUACAGCCCGCUGAUGGAGGCCCGCCGCCUGCGCUCGGCCCUGCUCUUCCAGCACGAGGACCUGAUCGGCCGGUGCCACGCCUUCGACGGCACCAUCCUCUUCCUGCCCAAGAGGCUGCAGCACAAGGUGACCGAGGUGUUCAGCCAGACCCGGAACGGGGAGCAUGUGAGGAUCACCAUCACGCUGACCAACGAGCUCCCGCCCACCUCGCCCACCUGCCUGCAGUUCUACAACAUCAUCUUCAGGAGGCUCUUGAAGAUCAUGAAUUUGCAGCAGAUUGGACGGAAUUAUUACAACCCAAGCGACCCGAUUGACAUCCCAAACCACAGGUUGGUGAUCUGGCCGGGCUUCACGACCUCCAUCCUGCAGUACGAGAACAACAUCAUGCUGUGCACCGACGUCAGCCACAAGGUGCUGCGCAGCGAGACGGUGCUGGACUUCAUGUUCAGCCUCUACCAGCAGACGGAGGGUCUGACGGACAAGAUGCGGAACGACUUCAACGUGAUGAAGGACCUGGCCGUGCACACGAGGCUGACGCCCGAGCAGCGGCAGCGCGAGGUGGGCCGGCUCAUCGACUACAUCCACAAAGACGACAACGUCCAGCGGGAGCUGCGAGACUGGGGCCUGAGCUUCGACUCCAACCUGCUGUCCUUCUCGGGGCGGGUCCUGCAGGCCGAGAAGAUCCACCAGGGCGGGAAGACGUUCGAGUACAACCCGCAGUUCGCGGACUGGUCCAAGGAGACGAGGGGCGCGCCGCUCAUCAGCGUGAAGCCGCUGGACAACUGGCUGCUGAUCUACACGCGUAGGAACUAUGAGGCGGCCAACUCGCUGGUGCAGAACCUGUUCAAGGUCACCCCGGCCAUGGGCAUCCAGAUGAAGAAGGCGGUCAUCCGCAUCCCCUUCAGGAUCGAGGUGGACGACAGGACGGAGGCCUACCUGCGGGUCCUGCAGCAGAAGGUCACCUCCGACACCCAGAUAGUGGUCUGCCUGCUGUCGAGUAACCGGAAGGACAAGUACGACGCCAUCAAGAAGUACCUGUGCACCGACUGCCCGACGCCCAGCCAGUGCGUGGUGGCCCGGACGCUGGGCAAGCAGCAGACGGUGAUGGCCAUCGCCACCAAGAUCGCCCUGCAGAUGAACUGCAAGAUGGGGGGCGAGCUGUGGAGGGUGGACAUGCCCCUGAAGCUGGUGAUGAUCGUGGGCAUCGACUGCUACCACGACACCACAGCCGGGCGGCGCUCCAUCGCCGGCUUCGUGGCCAGCAUCAACGAGGGCAUGACCCGCUGGUUCUCGCGCUGUGUGUUUCAAGACCGCGGUCAGGAGCUGGUGGACGGGCUCAAGGUCUGCCUGCAAGACCCCAGCGCCCUGGUGUGGGCAGGAGGCGUGGGCCAUGGUUCGCCCCAGCGAAUGGGCGUCAUCCGCGUGCCCGCGCCCUGCCAGUACGCGCACAAGCUGGCCUUCCUGGUCGGCCAGAGCAUCCACCGCGAGCCCAACCUGUCGCUGUCCAACCGCCUGUACUACCUCUAGCCGAGCGGCCUCCCAGCGCCUGCGAGGGCUCCGCCUCACCCGUCAGCCUCUCGUCCUGGUGGGACUUGGGAGGGGCCGGGGCGUCCAGGGUCUUUAUUCCGACAUCACUACCAACCGAGAUACUUUAUAGGAAAAAAUUAGUGUUUUUAGUUCUCACGCAAGGACGCGUUUUUAUUGAUUUUUUUUCUAGUGAGAAGGG